AUAUAAACAACAAAAAUAACAAACAGACUCUCUGCUCUGCUUUGCUGUCACAAGAAAAUUAAAUGAAAACAAAACAAAAACACAACAACAACAAUACAAAAUACAUACAGUAAUAAUAAUAAUAAUACAACUACUUGUAGUAAUAAUAAUAACAACAACAACUUAACUUGUAUACAAAUAUAAAGGUACUUAUCGUUGUUGUUAUUGUAGUUGUUGAUUUUAUACAGAAAAAAACAAAAAUGGUGGCUGGUGGCUGCUAAACAUUUGACAAACUUCAGCAACGUCUAUCAGUCUUUUGAAAGCCGUGAAUAAAACUUCAACGAAAUUAAACGCGAAUAUUUGAUAAUAAAAAGAAUAUAUAUGAAUAAUAACUACAAUAAAUUAUAAAAAUAAAUAAAAUUAUAGCUAUAAAAACGAGUUUUUUGUGAUUUUAUUUUAAAAAGAUUUUUUAAUUUAUCAUGUUUUUUUAAAUUCUACAAUAAAAUACCUUGUGCUGUGCCUACUUAAUUAAUUUAUUAAACCUAGUUAAUUAAUUGUGAUAUCUAUUUAAUAUUUAAAACAUUUUACAAAUUUUAUAACUUCAAAAAAAAAAAAAAUAAGAAAAAAGCAAACAAAAUGAAAUCUCGAAAUAUUUUGGAAGAUUCGGGUGCUAAAGAAACUUUAUUGGUGGUGCCGAAAUUUACGGUUCAUCCGGUGCGUGUUCAGCCAAAUGGCACUCCUGUGGAUAUUGUUACCGAGGAUGAGGAGGAGGGUUUGGGCUAUACACAUACUUUGAUGUAUGGCCGUUAUACCAAAGAUUUAGGAGAAUUUGCAAAAGAUGAAGCCAGAAAACUCAAAUUACUUGAAAAGAGACGAAAAUUGGAGGACAAACAGAGGAACAAGGAACUCUUAGGUAAACGCAAAUCACGUGCAUUUAAAGUAACAUCAUGGAUAUGGAAACAUACAUUUGCCCGGCUGGGCGAAGAUUGGGUAUUUUUAGCAUUAUUAGGCAUUAUAAUGGCUCUGUUAUCCUAUGUCAUGGACAAGGGCAUUUCGAUAUGUACCAGCGCUCGUGUUUGGUUAUAUCGGGAUCUAACCUCACAACCUAUAGCUCAAUAUUUUGCCUGGGUUUCGUUGCCCGUGUGUUUGAUUUUAUUCUCAGCUGGUUUUGUUCACUUAAUAGCACCCCAAAGUAUAGGUUCCGGUAUACCCGAAAUGAAAACAAUUUUACGUGGCGUGGCCCUAAAAGAAUAUUUAACAUUUAAAACAUUAGUGGCCAAAAUUGUUGGUUUAACGGCAACUUUGGGCAGUGGUAUGCCAUUGGGAAAGGAAGGUCCAUUCGUACAUAUAGCAAGUAUAGUAGCACAAUUAUUAAGUAAGCUAGUAACAUCAUUCCAAGGUAUCUAUGAAAAUGAAUCGCGUAAUUCAGAAAUGUUGGCAGCCGCCUGUGCGGUGGGUGUGGGCGCCUGUUUUGCAGCUCCUGUAGGGGGUGUCUUAUUUAGCAUAGAGGUAACUACAACGUAUUUUGCGGUGCGCAAUUAUUGGCGUGGUUUCUUUGCGGCCGUUUGUGGUGCCACCGUUUUUCGUUUAUUGGCCGUUUGGUUUCAAAAUGCCGAUACUGUGAGAGCGGUAUUUUUAACCAAUUUCACCACCGAAUUUCCUUUUGAUCCUCAGGAAUUAUUUGUAUUUGCUUUAAUGGGUGUUAUUUGCGGUUUGGGCGGCGCUGCUUAUGUUUGGGUCCAUCGCCGUUAUGUGUUAUUUAUGCGUUCAAAUAAGAAAAUGAAUAAAUUUCUGCAGAAAAACCGGUUUUUGUAUCCCGGUUUCUUGGCCUUAUUGGUAUCUACACUAUCAUUUCCUUUGGGCACUGGACAAUUUAUUGCCGGUGAAUUGGGCACCCAUGAACAGGUUACACAAUUGUUUAGUAAUUUUACUUGGUGCCAGGAUUAUCUGACAGUGGAGCAGGCAGCUAUUGUUACCCAUUGGAUGACACCCUAUACGAAUGUUUUUAUAAAUUUAGCCUGCUAUGUUUUGUUCACGUUUUUGUUUUCCAUUGUGGCUUCCACCAUACCCGUACCAUCGGGUAUUUUCAUACCCGUGUUCAAAAUUGGUGCCGGUUUGGGACGUUUGAUAGGCGAAAGUAUGCACUUGUGGUUUCCCUCGGGUGUACGCUAUGGCGGCCGUCUUUCACCCAUUAUACCGGGUGGUUAUGCUGUGGUAGGUGCGGCCGCCUUCUCAGGUGCUGUUACCCAUACCGUAUCGGUAGCUGUGAUAGUGUUCGAAAUGACGGGCCAAAUAACUCAUGUGGUGCCUGUCAUGAUAGCGGUUUUAAUUGCAAAUGCCAUUGCUGCUCUCCUGCAACCGUCCAUGUACGAUAGCAUUAUUUUAAUUAAGAAAUUGCCCUACCUGCCCGAUUUAUUGCCCUCCUCGUCGGGCAUGUACAGCAUCUAUGUGGAAGAUUUCAUGGUGCGUGAAGUCAAGUAUAUAUGGCAGGGUAUUUCCUAUCAAAAACUCAAGGAAGUUUUAAAAUCCAAUAAGACCUUGCGUUCCCUGCCUCUGGUAGACAGUCCCGAUAAUAUGAUUCUGUUGGGCUCUGUACAACGCUACGAACUCAUCAAAAUGAUUGAGAAGCACAUAGGCCGUGAGAAACGCAUGGAAGUGGCACAAAAAUGGCAAAAAGAGGCCGAAGAACGAGCCCGCGAAGAAGAGCGCAAAAAGCAAGAAGCCGAGCAAAAAAUGAGAAGACCCUCACGCUUUGAGGUCUUGCCGGCCCCUGAUAUUAUCAGUUUGCGUCAAAUAGCCAACGAUGAAAUGUUACCGCCCAAAAAGAAACAAGAAUCAUUAAAUAAUACGUUACAGCCUCGUAAAUCCAUAUUGAAAAAGACAAAUUCCUUUAAUCUUAAAGCCUUUGCACCUGCCUCAUUACAUAGUCCCAAUAUAACGCCAUAUACAACGAUAACUGGUACCGAAUAUCGCAUACGCAAUGCCUUUGAGGCGAUAUUUAAGAAAUCAACCACCUUGCAAGAUGUUCAGCCGGCCGCUGGUGAUGCGGGCAGCAUAUCGGCCGCCACCAGUGCGGGCGAUAUGACACCGGGUGCUGCCACGGUGCAUAGGGCACCCAGUACACCGGGUAUUUCGAAAAAAGUUCAAUUGCCUAGAGAACGUGUCAUCGAUAUGUCUCCCGAAGAUCAAAAGAAAUGGGAAAUGGAAGAAAUGCAAAAAGCCAUUGAUUUGGAAAAAUCGAAUGUCCAUAUAGAUCCAUCGCCAUUUCAAUUGGUCGAACGCACCUCCAUACUCAAAGUCCAUUCCCUAUUCUCGAUGGUCGGCAUCAAUCAUGCGUAUGUCACGAAAAUUGGCCGUUUGGUGGGUGUUGUUGGUCUCAAAGAGUUGCGCAAAGCCAUCGAAGACAUUAACAGCAACAGUUUCGUGGUACAAAAUCAAUUAAAAGAGAGUGAUCCCAACGAUGUGGAAAAAUCGGCAGCUGAAAGACCUCUACUGCUGCCACAAGAUUGCAGCGAUAAACAGGUCAAUAUGACUGUGACCUCUAUGGAUUCAGCUCUUUCAAAUUCAGAUAAUUGUUCUGACAUCGAAAUGGAAAAUAUGCAACAUAAAAUCCAUCCAACACCGCCACCCACCAGACGAAAUCAUUCACCCUCACCACCCUCCCAUCGAAAUCAUUCGCCAUCCCCACCACCCAGAAAACGCUCCUUAUCACCUCCACCACCAGCAUCAUCAUCAUCUGUAUCUGUUAACAUAGAUGGUAAUUUAAGUCCAAAGUCUUCACCCUCUAGAGAUUCUUCGCAGGACUAGAGUUAAACCAAGUCAAGUCAAUAAGAAUCAAUUAAGAGAAUUAAUUCUUUCUAUACGUAAUAGCUAAAAUGUUUACACAUACAUAACGUUUAAUACAUAAUUCUAAUUAUAGAAAAAGAAAAAAGCAACUUUUUGUAAUUUAUCAUUUUGUGUAUAAACAAAGUAAUUAUUUUUAUGAAUUACUAAAACUAAGUUUGUAAUUUAUUUAUAAAAUAUAAAAUGAUAAAAAGUUUCAACUGUUUUUAUUAGUAUUGUAAGUAAGUCUUCUCAAUUUAAAUUAAAGUUUAUAGAAUCAAAUUGUCGCAAAUUGUUUAUUAUUAUUAUUUUUUUAGUUUUAUUAUUUAAUGUAUUUAUGUCAAAUGUAUAUUAAGCAGACAUUUUUAAUUCAUUAAACCAAAAUCUACAAUUUAAAACCAACUUAAUUAUUAAGUUAUGUAUAGUUAAACAUAAAUAAAUGAUAAACAAAAAUACCUAUAAAUUUAUAAAUUGUAUUAAGUUAGUUAAUAUUUUAAUUGUUAAAACCAAAUAGAAAAAAAAAGAAUUUGUAAAAUUAUAUUGUAAACUAUAAAUUAAAAAUAAACAAAAAGAUUAUUGAAAACAAGAAAUCUAAAAGAAA
Messenger RNA from Calliphora vicina (urban bluebottle blowfly), 4402 nucleotides. RefSeq names its product chloride channel protein 2 (gene ClC-a). NCBI's taxonomy places the organism in Eukaryota, Metazoa, Arthropoda, Insecta, Diptera, Calliphoridae. Bases 616 to 3786 code for a protein of 1056 amino acids. The transcript is spliced from 12 exons. Gene Ontology annotation, biological process: transmembrane transport; chloride transport. Gene Ontology annotation, cellular component: plasma membrane. Gene Ontology annotation, molecular function: voltage-gated chloride channel activity. The record is from RefSeq and is a predicted model, not a curated record.